Drosophila busckii is the source of this 2138-nucleotide messenger RNA. It is a transcript of the gene SdhA, whose product is annotated as succinate dehydrogenase [ubiquinone] flavoprotein subunit, mitochondrial. The coding region runs from base 130 to 2127 and encodes 665 amino acids. Gene Ontology annotation, molecular function: electron transfer activity; flavin adenine dinucleotide binding; succinate dehydrogenase (quinone) activity. Gene Ontology annotation, biological process: tricarboxylic acid cycle; mitochondrial electron transport, succinate to ubiquinone. Lineage: Eukaryota; Metazoa; Arthropoda; Insecta; Diptera; Drosophilidae. The transcript has 5 exons. The record is from RefSeq and is a predicted model, not a curated record.
AAACUUUUCCUUUCGAUUAGCACCAAACGCGUUAAGCUUAUUGGGUGCUCAAAACGUAGCAAAUCGCGUUUAAAAUCGUAUUAAACGCAUUUUCUUCUGCAGGCCAGUCGACAGCCAAACAACGCUAAAAUGUCCGGAAUUAUGAGAUUGCCAUCGAUUUUGGCUAAGAAUGCUGUAGCCUCCAUGCAACGUCAGUCUGCAGCGGCAGCGACGACGCAGCUGCAGCGCAAAUAUCACAUAACACAUGGCAAGCAGCAGGCGACGGCGGCUAAUCCGGAUGCAAUCUCGAAGGAUUAUCCUGUGGUGGAUCAUGCCUACGAUGCCAUAGUCGUGGGUGCUGGCGGCGCUGGACUGCGUGCUGCGUUUGGUCUCGUGGCUGAGGGUUUCCGCACUGCUGUCAUCACCAAACUGUUCCCCACCCGUUCGCAUACAAUUGCUGCUCAGGGCGGCAUUAAUGCAGCGCUGGGCAAUAUGGAGGAGGAUGACUGGAAGUGGCAUAUGUACGAUACGGUGAAGGGCAGCGAUUGGCUGGGUGAUCAGGAUGCCAUUCACUAUAUGACACGCGAGGCGCCCAAGGCGGUCAUCGAGCUGGAGAACUAUGGCAUGCCCUUCUCACGCACACAGGACGGCAAAAUCUAUCAGCGUGCCUUUGGUGGUCAGAGCUUGAAGUUCGGCAAGGGCGGUCAAGCGCACAGAUGCUGCGCCGUGGCUGAUCGUACAGGACACUCGCUGCUGCAUACGCUCUAUGGUCAAUCCUUGAGCUACGACUGCAACUACUUUGUGGAAUACUUUGCGCUAGAUUUGAUCAUGGAGCAGGGCGAAUGCCGUGGCGUGUUGGCUUUGAAUCUGGAGGAUGGCUCACUGCAUCGUUUCCGCGCACAGAACACUGUCAUUGCAACUGGUGGCUAUGGACGCGCCUUCUUCAGCUGCACCUCGGCGCAUACCUGCACUGGUGAUGGCACUGCUAUGGUGGCACGUCAGGGUUUGCCCUCGCAGGAUUUGGAAUUCGUGCAGUUCCACCCCACGGGCAUCUAUGGUGCCGGCUGUCUCAUCACCGAGGGCUGCCGUGGUGAGGGCGGUUACCUCAUCAAUGCCAAGGGUGAGCGCUUCAUGGAACGCUAUGCGCCCGUGGCGAAGGAUUUGGCCUCUCGUGAUGUUGUCUCGCGUUCGAUGACUAUUGAAAUCAUGGAGGGUCGCGGCGUGGGUCCUGAUAAGGAUCAUGUCUAUCUGCAACUGCAUCAUUUGCCACCCAAGCAGCUGGCUGAGCGUCUGCCUGGCAUUUCCGAAACUGCCAUGAUCUUUGCUGGCGUCGAUGUCACACGCGAACCCAUCCCAGUGCUGCCCACCGUGCACUACAACAUGGGCGGCAUCCCCACCAACUAUCGUGGUCAGGUGCUAACCAUCGAUAACAAUGGUAAGGACAAGAUUGUGCCCGGUCUCUAUGCUGCCGGCGAGGCUGCCUCCAGCUCUGUGCAUGGUGCCAAUCGUUUGGGUGCCAACUCGUUGUUGGAUCUGGUUGUCUUCGGACGCGCCUGCGCCAAAACCAUUGCUGAGGAGAAUCGCCCUGGUGCGCCCGCGCCCACGCUCAAGGAUAAUGCUGGUGAGAUGUCGGUGGCCAACUUGGAUAAGCUGCGUAAUGCUAACGGUCAAAUCACCACCGCUGAUUUGCGCCUCAAGAUGCAAAGGACCAUGCAAAAUCAUGCUGCUGUAUUCCGUGAUGGUCCCAUACUCCAGGAGGGCGUCAGCAAGAUGAAGGAGAUCUACAAGCAGUUUAAGGAUGUCAAGGUUAUCGACAAAUCGCUGGUCUGGAACUCGGAUCUGGUUGAGACAUUGGAGCUGCAGAAUUUGUUGGCCAAUGCACAGAUGACCAUUGUCGGUGCUGAGGCGCGCAAGGAGUCGCGUGGUGCGCACGCACGUGAGGACUUCAAGACCCGCAUUGAUGAAUAUGACUUUAGCAAGCCCUUGGAGGGUCAGGAGAAGAAGCCCGUGGAGCAGCAUUGGCGCAAGCAUACCCUCUCCUGGGUUAAGGAUUCUCAGGGUGAGAUAGAGCUGAAGUACAGAAAUGUAAUCGAUCACACGCUGGACGACGAGUGCCAGACGGUGCCACCAGCAAUACGCUCCUACUAAAAAAAAAAAAA